Messenger RNA from Liolophura sinensis, 634 nucleotides. RefSeq names its product multiple coagulation factor deficiency protein 2 homolog. NCBI's taxonomy places the organism in Eukaryota, Metazoa, Mollusca, Polyplacophora, Chitonida, Chitonidae. The record is from RefSeq and is a predicted model, not a curated record. Gene Ontology annotation, molecular function: calcium ion binding. The transcript has 4 exons. The coding region runs from base 120 to 632 and encodes 170 amino acids.
CUGUGUGUGACACCUCAGCACUACGGACAGUUUGCCGAAAACUCACAUCAAGGAGACUGAACAUUGCCUGGGAUAGAUUUUGAAGUGGAUCGUGAGAUUAGGGUCAUUUCAACAGGGUGAUGGAGUACUUGUGUUUUGUGUGUAUAUGUAGUAUAGGCCUUGUGCCGCUAGUUUACAGUCAACCACCUGGAAUUCCCCCACAAGGAGGCAGCCCACCUGCCCCAGGUCACCAUAACAAUGCACACCAGGCCCAGGGAAGUCCAGGCUGGAGAGAGGCUGCACAAAAUGCAGAACACAUUAUGGAACAUUUAGAUGGUAUCAUGAACAAGUCCACAGCGGAUAUGUCUGAACAAGAGCUGCAGUUUUACUACUUCAAACUUCAUGAUUACAAUAACGAUAAUAAAUUAGAUGGUUUGGAGCUAACUAAGGCCAUUACGCAUUUUCAUGCAGAUGAUGAGGACCCAAAUGUUGUUCAUCAGGUAAAACCAUUCACAGAUGCUGACAUCACCGGAAUUGUUGAUGUUAUUCUCAAAGAUGAUGAUCUGAAUGACGAUGGAUUAAUAGAAUACGUGGAAUUUGUGACUGCACAAGAACGACAGAAGGCUAAUCGUGGUCAAGGUGGUCAGACAUAGGA